Messenger RNA from Cantharellus anzutake, 475 nucleotides. RefSeq lists its product as uncharacterized. The transcript is spliced from 3 exons. Bases 114 to 365 code for a protein of 83 amino acids. NCBI's taxonomy places the organism in Eukaryota, Fungi, Basidiomycota, Agaricomycetes, Cantharellales, Hydnaceae. The record is from RefSeq and is a predicted model, not a curated record.
AGGCGCAUGUGUGGGGCGUCCGCAUCGUGUUGAAGAUCUCGAGACCCUGAUAAAGAGAUUGAAGACUGCACGCCGAGACAGUGUAUCAUCCGCUGCGUCCAGCCUGCGGAGUCAUGUGGGGGUUGAUGGGGAGUGGAAAUAGACUAGUACGGCUCAGAUGGCUGAGUCACCUUCAAAAGGCGUCCUCGACCCUUCUUUGCAUGUCCAGAACUUGUGCAUUUGAGACGCUCCAGUCUUCCCGAACCAGAUUGCGGCCUACAGCAACAAUCAUUGCAAUGGCGGAGCGACUAGCGGAUCUAAUCUUGGAAAGAAUCGCCGGACUCCAAAUGGGGUACACGUGUCUAUCAUUCACUUUCUGUAUGUAACGUGCAGGAGGCCAACUAAACACAGUCCCUCCUUGGGUCCUCUAAACAACAAUACAAGAGAGAGCACAAUACCCAUGGACAUAGUAGGAGAUCUGGACCUUUGGCCCCAU